AUGGAUAUGGAAAACAUGACAGGUGUGACAGAGUUCAUCUUGGUGGGGUUCCCAAAUAUCUUUGAGGUAGAAAUAAUCCUCUUCGUUAUCUUUUUCCUUAUCUACUUAGUGACUGUAUUAGGAAACAGCCUCAUCAUUCUGCUGAUAUGUAUUGAUCACCGUCUCCAUUCCCCCAUGUACUAUUUCCUUAGUAACUUGUCGUUCAUUGAGAUCUUCAUGACUUCUGCUGUGGUUCCUAAAAUGUUGGCCAACUUCCUCUCAGAAAAGAAAACCAUCUCCUUUGCUGGAUGCUUUAGUCAGAGCUAUUUUUAUUUCCUCAUGGGCACAACAGAGUUCAUCCUUUUUGCUGUCAUGUCCAAUGACCGGUACAUCGCCGUAUGCAGCCCAUUAAGGUACUCUACCAUAAUGACUGAAAAAAUAUGCAUUCAACUUGUCAUUGGCUCCUGGGUCGGAGGUUUCUUCAUGGUAUUAUCAUCAUUGAUCUUGAAAACUAGAUUGCCAUACUGUGGCCCCAAUGUGAUCAACCACUAUUUCUGUGACAGUGCCCCUUUGCUGCACCUGGCUUGUGCUGAUAUCCGCUUUAUUGAGUUCACUGACUUUGUGGUGUCUCUGGUUCUUCUUCUUGGCUCCCUGUCAUUGACUGUGGUUUCCUACAUCUACAUAAUCUCCACUAUACUUAAGAUCCCAUCUGCACAAGGGAGACAGAAAGCAUUUGCCACCUGUGCCUCUCAUUUCACUGUUGUUUCAAUAGGAUUUGGUAUCACCAUGUUUGUCUAUGUCAGACCUUCACAGACUGAUUUCAUGAAGUUCAACAAAGUUCUCUCUGUUCUGUCUAGCAUAAUGACACCCUUCCUAAACCCAUUCAUCUUCAGCCUAAGGAAUGAGCAAAUGAAAGAGGCCAUAAGAGAUGCUCUGAAGAAGUACUUGGCGAUGACCAAAAAGGCAAUGAAUUAA
Messenger RNA from Alligator mississippiensis (American alligator), 954 nucleotides. Its product is annotated as olfactory receptor 6M1-like. NCBI's taxonomy places the organism in Eukaryota, Metazoa, Chordata, Crocodylia, Alligatoridae. Gene Ontology annotation, cellular component: membrane. The coding region runs from base 1 to 954 and encodes 317 amino acids. Gene Ontology annotation, biological process: G protein-coupled receptor signaling pathway. The record is from RefSeq and is a predicted model, not a curated record. The transcript has a single exon. Gene Ontology annotation, molecular function: G protein-coupled receptor activity; olfactory receptor activity.